UAUCAUAGUGUAAAACUGGCUGUCGCGGUUCAAACAAUUUCACAUUAGAGACAUGCAUGGAAGUAUGGCUAUUACUCUAUUGGAAGCAAUUAAAAAUGGUGAUCAGGACACUGCAAAACGGAUUUUACUGCAAAAGAGAUAUACUUAUUUAGAUAGACAAUCUUCAAAGAAAGACGGAACGGCUUUAUUUUGGUCGUGUUGUCGCGGUUAUUUAGAUAUUGUGCAUCUACUUUUACUGCAUGGGGCGGAUGUUAACAUGAGCACGGCAUGGGGUGCGACUCCUCUCCACGCAAGCGCAGAUCAUAAUCAUGUCGAUAUACUCAUACUAUUACUAAAAUACGGGGCAAACGUUAAUCAGCAGACGACAAAUGGUGACACACCCAGUCAUCUAGCGUCAUACCGAGGCUACGCAGAAUGUGUUCAAAGACUAGCAGAGCGGGGAGCCAAUGUGGAAAUACGAAAUAACAAACGACACACGCCUAUACAGGAGGCGUAUAUGCGAGGGCAUUACGAAAUUUACAGAUACCUUCUAAGUGUUCAAAAACUAGUCAACAACAAUCAACCAGGUCUUUCAACGACAAAAGUCAAACCAUAUCCUAACGAGAUGAAGAAGUUUGCCCCGCCACCGUCCUCUGAUGAUUAUUACGGAUGGCCAUCCGUACAAAGCACCACAUCCGGUUCAGAGAUACGUCUUUCCUCUUCUAUACCACGUGACAGUUUCACUGUGACCAAGUCAAAUUCAUCAUGUAUGGACCAAAAUACAACAAGUGAUAAGAAAAUACGGAAUAGUGUGAAUGGAGUUUUAAGAGUUCGUGAGUUUAACCGAGAGGGAUCACUGGAUGGUAAUUCACUUGUCAAUGAUGAUUCAUUGUUUCUAAAUGACCUUUCAUCCGUGGAACAUUCUGACAUAACACCGCCAAAAGUCCCAGAAAGAAAGUGCCUGUCAUUUAAAAAUAUAUAGAGUUUAUUUAUGAAAGCUCGUUACAUUUUUUUCUGGUUGGUGUAGUAAAACGUUGUACGUCAUACACAUCACUUACGUAUGGCUCCGCCAAGUACAUCUGUCCCGGUCCGGAUAGUCCAGGAGUCGUGUUUGCAAACAUUCUUGCGUCAGUUACCAAUAUACACUUACUAGCAGUGUUUAUUUAAUUUAACGUUUAUACAUAGUUCGGACUGAUGCAGCUUAUGUCACAUAGAUGUUGAAAUUGCAUGGCAUUACAUUUAAUAGCAUGACAUAACAUUGCGUGGCAUGACAUAUUGUAUAUACAUCGAAAAUAGCAGCCAGUGACACACCCUGUUCCGUCUGGAGCCUUAAAACAGCAUUCCUAUCCAGAGGUUCGACACAGUCACGGGUGCUGUAGACAUCGGUCAUUUUGCCAGAAAACGAAGUGCGAAACAUGUGUUAUUUCCAUAUACAUUACUAGCACAAGGGAAAAUUGUACACGCGUCCCUUGGCAAAACCUUCUAGGACAAGUCUGUCAUGGAGAUGAACACUGUUUUCUAAGAGACACACAACUAUUAGCUUAUGGCUGGUAUAUAUUAUUUUUUCAUAUAUCUGGUUAUAUACAUGUUUGUGUUUUCAUUAGUUAUUUUUAUAAACACGCGCAGUCAAAUUCGAGUCGCUUUUAAAAAAUUUACAACUCUGAUAAUUUUUUGUCCUACUACAUUGAUUAUUUUUGUGAAACUAGUCAGUCGGUGCGCAUAAUAUAUAACUAACCUUAUGUACUUACACUUUAAGCUGCCCAUUCAUAAGAAUAUUGCUAUCUUUCUUGUAAAGCUAGUGGACAUGUGAUGGCAAUCGGCAGUUUCCGUUUAUAUCCUACGGGAACGAUUCUGGCGUUUCCCGAAGAAUGCGCGGAAAUCGCCGAAUGUCAUACGGAUCCAUUUCCUUUAACGUGUCUAAACUAUUUUUUUUGUGUGUGUAUAUUUCAAAGGACGAAAAUAUGUUGUAAAUUGACAUUUAAACAUUUUGUUCAUGAUGUUUAAUGAAAACUGUUACAUCAGAAAAAAAAACUUUUACAAUUGUAACAUUUUCGAGGCUGUGUUGUUGCACAUUUGAGGUGUUUAAUUCUCGUCUUACUCAAUUGUUAUUCACCAGACAAGUGUAAUUACAUUCGUAUGGCUUGAACCCUUGGUAAAGUCAUUAUUGACAACAUUUCAAACGGUUUUGAUUUGUUGAUGGUAUAAGGAAAUAGCGGGAUUGCUGGCCCUCGGCAAAUAAAAGUAUUCAGGUUAUAUAGAAUGUUGUGUCAUUUAUUACAUCUAUUUAAUAAUUUUUCCAAUGUGACCUUUAAUGAUAUUUAAAAAUCAGAAAGUAAUUGAAACGAUUUUAUCAAAAGGUAAUUAAUACUUAACGUUUAUUCAGGUUUAUAACUUAGUCAUUUAGGCAGUAUGAUUUGAAGAAAACAAGUUUGCCCUCUAGUACUUGUAAUUUUAUUUAAAUUAGGAUUUUAUAUAGGGAACGUUGUAUUGCUUGAUACUUAAAGGACAAGUAGAGAUAUGUUAGCUGUUUUGCAGAGAUUUUGCAUCAACAAAUUGUAAAAUAAAACAUGGUGAGAUAUUUGAUGUAAGGAACUUGCCAUGUUUUGUCUUGUUAAGUUUUGUCAGUGAUUAUAAAUAGGUAUAUAUUUUUGAAGUAGCGCCGUAAGACAUGUUUUCAAUAACUUAUAAUUAAAAAUGCGAAAAUACACUCCAUACAAAAGACACGGUCGGACGUAUGGACGGACGCCCCCACGUUUUGGUAUAAGACUGUUACUUAAGGAACAAAAAGACUUUAAGUGGUUACGGAAUGAAUACAAUGGAUUUCUGUUGUCCUAUGCCACACCUCCUAUCACAUAAGGGACCAAUCAUGCGCUCGGACAGACAUACGGAUGGAUGUACGGACACAGCUUCAUCAAUAAAUGAAUAAAAAUAUUAUAUUUAUUUCCUAGAGCAUAAACAUUUUAUGUAAAAAAAUGCUUAACAUGUAUAUAAUAAUGUAUAUUUUUUUUUAACAAAAGAUCAACGUUUUUUUUAAUUUUCAGCGGUCCUUUAGAUUACAAAUUCAAUGGCCAGUAUUGAAUGUUUUUGUAAUUGUUUAAUGUAACAUGUACUGUUGUUAAAUUCGUGGACUUUGAUUCUCUUUAGACAUCUUCCACCAUCCAAGUUAGAAAUUCAGAUUUAGAUUUAAAAAAAAAAGUCAUUUUAGAUAGAUAUAUGAAAUAAAUCUGAGAAAAAAACCAGGAACUUUUGCCUUUUAAAAUCACUGAGGCAAAAACGUAAAUGUAUGUUCUAGAACGGUGAAUUGAACUUAGCGGUCAUCGUUUUAUAGUGAUUUAUCAUAUGAAAGACAGCAUUUGUCUUAAAAACUUUAAACUGUUUUUUUCUUAAGAAGAAUAGGGGUUGUUGAUGUUAUCAUAUUACCAUAAAGAAAUCUCCCUUGUUGAUGUGUUAUGUAACACAUGUUACUAUCGUUAUAGAGUGGCUGCAGCAAAAAAACUGCACUCAUUACCCCUUCCCACCCAAAUGGAUUUUUAUGUUAAAUUGUUAGGAUCUGACGCGUAUUGAAAGCGAGCUAUAUUUUCUAAAUUUAUGUAACUUGAAUUUUACUUGCUAUUUGGGUUUAUUAUGCUGGUGGGGUACUAUUUUCGAAAAUGAGUUCGAAACCGUAAUUCUUACACUAAAAUACUGUGAUUUCACGGUUGAUGUGAACACGUAAUGACUUUGCAUAUUGUUCAUAAUAAAAAAUAUGUUGUGUGUGUUGAUUGUAAAAUUGUUGUUAAGUUGUUGUUAGUAAAUAAUAUUGUUGUAUAUUGAAUGUAAAAUUGUUGUUACUUACUACCUUACAGUCGUUCAUCAUUGUUAAUCUGUGAUCAUUUUUAAUUUUAUGAGUUAUUAAAAAUAUAAAAGAAA
Mercenaria mercenaria is the source of this 3888-nucleotide messenger RNA. RefSeq names its product ankyrin repeat domain-containing protein 10-like. Lineage: Eukaryota; Metazoa; Mollusca; Bivalvia; Venerida; Veneridae. The coding region runs from base 53 to 961 and encodes 302 amino acids. The transcript is spliced from 3 exons. Gene Ontology annotation, molecular function: protein binding. The record is from RefSeq and is a predicted model, not a curated record.